UUUGUAGUUGCUUAUUAGAUUAUAUUAUGUUCAAUAACUGAAAAUAAAUAUAGUUGCUGAGGUGAUGCUUGGUGGGGAGAUAGUUGAGACUAGAUGUAAUUACAGAUCCAUCUCUUGUAACCGAGGUACGGGCACAGCAGAUAUACACAAUGGUACUGACUCUAUAGUGUACGGGGGUGGGAGGUGUGUGGUAGUGUUGACUAGAAGUGGACACCGUUACUCCACUUCACAGUAUCUUCCUACUACUAGUACUGUUAAAUCUGUGGCAUGGGUUAAACUGGACUCAGCAGAAAUAGCAGUGGUCGGGUGUGAAGAUGGUCGGGUGUACUUGUGGAAUGUGAAGAAUGUGGAUACUAUCGAGAUAUGCAAACACGGCGACUCUAUCGUGUACCUUUCUGCUAUCUUGUGUCAUGAUGUGAUUUACAUAGUGAGUAGUGGUGGUGAUUCUAUUGUUAAAGUUCAUUGCAGCAAAACCAACCAAAUAAACGAACACUCCUCCAUCACAUUACCAAGGCAAGGGUUUGCACAUUCUGUAUCAGUUACACGUGUAAAUGGCGCCGUGAUAUUGGCUAUGGGAACAGAUGAUUCCUCUGUAUCACUGUACCAUAUAUCGGACUCUGAAACAAUACUUCUCACUAAAUUAACGGGUCACGAAGACUGGGUGAGAGGGCUAGAUUUCAGAAGUACAGAGACGGGUUGUAUACUAGCUAGUGGCAGUCAGGAUCACUAUAUCAGACUGUGGAAAAUAGAGCUAGUGCAGGAGGACUUAGAUGCUAAGGGAUUCAAACUCAACGAGAAGUUGUUUCAGAUCCAAAAUAGAAAGUAUAGGUUGACAUUGGAUAAUAUUCUACUUUCUCACGAGAACUUUGUAACGUCUGUGAGGUGGAUGUCUAAUGGAAUGUUGUUAUCUUCAAGUAUGGACAAAACUCUCAUUGUAUGGCAACAGGAUACCGAAGGAAUGUGGACGGAGAGUGUGCAUGUGGGGGAGGUUGGAGGUAACAACUUAGGGCUAUACGGAGCUUUCCCCACAGCAGACUGCUCACUCAUUGUCUCCCAUGGCUUUCAGGGAGCAUUGCAAGCCUGGAGGACCACAGAGGGAGGCUGGGUCGGGGUCCCCAUGCCUGGAGGACACUUCGGUCCUGUCAAGGACCUGAGUUGGGCACCCAGCGGUAACUACCUUAUCAGUGCCAGUACUGACCAGAGUGUACGAGUGUGUGGCGAGUGGGAGGGACAGGGCUGGUAUGAAGUAGCCAGGUCUCAGGUUCACGGACACGAUCUCAGCUGUGCUAGCUUCAUUUCGGAUAGCACUUAUUUUAGUGGCAGCGAGGAGAAAGUUCUCAGGGUAUUUCAGGCUACCUCUACAUUUUUCUCCAAUGUUAACGCAAUUACGGGUAGUAACAUAGUUCCCACGGUUCCGGGCGUGAUCGGGGCUCACAUUCCUGCUUUAGGGCUGUCAAACAAAGCGAUAACCCCGGAGGACAUGAAGAGUGCAGUGGAGCACACUGGUACAGCUAAUGUCAAGGAUUACGACAUACCCUACCAGGUAGCCUUCGCUCCUGCUACUCUGGUGGAACCUCCUCUGGAGGAGGUCUUGUUGCAGAACACGCUGUGGCCGGAGUUACACAAGCUGUACGGACACGGUUACGAAGUGUACCAAUGCGCCGCCUCCCCGGACGGACGAGUCCUGGCCUCCUCCUGCAGAGCUACCCAGCUUCAGUUCGCUGCUGUGAUCCUGUGGGAAGCGGGCACCUGGACCAAGCUGGCAGAGUUACAACAUCACAAUCUUACUGUUACUAGGAUGAAGUUCUCCCCAGACAGCCGUUACCUGGUGACAGUGUCACGUGACCGUGAGUGGGCAGUUUGGGAUAUCCCCUCUCACUCCCUCCUCGCCACCUCCCCCUCUAAAGCUCACUCCAGGAUAAUCUGGGGUUGUGCUUGGUUCGGAGACUCCUCCUCCUUCGCUACCGUCUCCAGAGAUAAGAAACUGAAAGUAUGGGACGAAGAUAAGAGUGAGGGUAAGGCAUCCUGGAGGGAAGCGUGUUCGAGAACGUUCCAAAGUUCAGUAACCGCGGUGGAUAUAUCACCACGUGGUCUGAUACUAUUAGGAUUUGAAACGGGGGAUAUUUGUAUAGUGGAGAGGAGAGGUGACGUGAUAGAGUUGCUGAGCAGUCUGCCCAGACACCAGUGUGCUACCCUUACCAUUAACACAGUGCAGUGGAGACCGGGUCAGGGUAAGGGGGAGGAGGAGGAGAUGAUGUUUGCAGCUUGUUCAGAUGAUAAUUCUAUGCUCAUUAAUACUGUUUCUAUGGCACUGGAAGUAGCUCAUGAAUCAUAAUCAAUAAUUUUAAGAUUGAGUUCUAGAGAGCAUUUGAUGAGUUAGAUUACUGAAUAGAUUAAACAUUUUAUUUAUUCACAGCAGGUUUUUCUUUUUUGUGAAAUUGCCUAAUUUGGGUAUUUUUAUGGUUUUAAUUUAUUUAUUGUGUAUGAGUUUUCAAUCUUUUAGUCUUCA
Molecule: messenger RNA, 2509 nt
Organism: Bolinopsis microptera
Lineage: Eukaryota; Metazoa; Ctenophora; Tentaculata; Lobata; Bolinopsidae
Product: elongator complex protein 2-like
Exons: 13
Coding region: 65-2335 (756 amino acids)
Biological process (GO): tRNA wobble uridine modification
Cellular component (GO): elongator holoenzyme complex
Molecular function (GO): protein binding
Source: RefSeq, a predicted model, not a curated record